Messenger RNA from Diatraea saccharalis (sugarcane borer), 2154 nucleotides. The record is from the annotation of a GenBank genome assembly. Lineage: Eukaryota; Metazoa; Arthropoda; Insecta; Lepidoptera; Crambidae.
CACAUAAAGGAACGAAAACGGUAUCGGCAGUUCGUAGAGUGCAUAGAACUGCAUUAUGAAAAUUUUAUUUCAUUAAUAAAAUUUAAAUUAAACUUUCAAAAUGCAGUAUGUUUAUUUAAAAAUAUGUCUAUUAUUCUAAGACAUAAAUUGAGUCUUGUUCUUGUAUUUUUUUGUAGAUGAUUUAACACCAAAUUAUCGAAAUACCAAUUUAUUUAUUGACUAGAAAGUACAUAUAUGUAUAUGUACAUACGAUUAAAAAUUCUUAUAGAAGAGAGAGUCUGAGUGUGUGUUAACGCCGAUAAUAUUUUUAUUUAGCCUCCGCCAGAUAAUACGCCUGCCACUUUAGAGCAGCAAUGUUUUGCCGAUUUGCAUUAAUUGACGAAUAAUUAAAGUGAUAAAAUGAGUUUCACAAAUCUUUUACAUAAAUAUUCUCAUUGCAAAUUAUUUUAUGAUUUUUAAAGAAACAGGAAAAAACGUACCAAACUUGAUAUAGUUUAAAAUAUCGAAUAAAUGAAGUGACGUGCCUUUGAGUAAUCGAUACCAGCUCGGUUUCUCUAGUCAGUCAGUUAGUCAGAUGUCAUAUUAAUGUCAGACAGUGUUAGACAGAUAUUCAAUUCAUUCGUUUUGUUGAAAUUAAUUAAAGUUUAUUUUCGAUUGUUUAACUAAAAGACGGGCGAACAAGUAUAUUAAAUUUUAUAUUUGUAUCAUAGUUCUAUUUUAUAUGGCCUACGACUACUUAAAAUUUAUUGAUUUGCGGAUAAUAUAAUUAUUAACUAUGUCGAAAGUUAUAAUUGAUAUCGAUGAAAAACAGUACUCAUACGAAUACUUUCUAGAUGAAAAGGUGUGUAGAUUUUGUUGGAAUAAAGAAGCUGAACGCGAUAUUAUUGCCCUAAUACCAAACAAAUCGUGCAAUAACCAAUUUGUGGAUAAAAUAAAGGAUUGUCUGGGCAUAAACUUAAAUGAAAAUAGUUUCCCCAAGAAGGCUUGUAAUAGUUGUUAUUAUAAAAUUGAAGAGUAUUAUGAGUUUAAAUAUUUUUGUCAAAAAACUGAUAAGCGAUUAAGUGAACUCACAAAAUUAAAUACAAAUAAGUUUAUUCUACAUUGCAAUGUUAAAACUGAGAGUGUUGAUAGUUACGAGUGUGAUAAUAAUAAAAAUGGUGACAUUUUAGAUAUUUCGCAAAAUGUAAAAGAUGAAAGGGACUGUGAGAUAAGUCAAAAUAAUAUUAAAACAGAUUAUAGUGAAUUGAAUGAGUCAAAAAUAUUAAUAAGUGAUGUUUCUAUUGACUUUGAAAUUGAUGAAGAUGGCAAUGAUAAUGAGCUGGCUGAAACAGCUAAACAGAAAAAAGAUAAAAAUAAAAAGCUGAGUUAUCUAAAAAGCUUAGAUAUUCAGAGCAGUUGUUAUAGACAAUGUUUUCAAAAGGGUAGUUCAAAGAAAGAGGUUUUGUUAAAGUUUAAAAAUAAAAGAUAUAAACCAAAGAGGUCGCCAACUUACUGUAACAUUUGCUGUUUAGAUUUAGAAACUAAAGAACAGCUGGCUGUUCAUAAUGCAACACACCAUGGAAUUGAGGGAGGGAAUCUAUUCAAGUGCUUUGGCUGCGAGAAGCGUUUUAAAACUCGCAAAGCACGACUCGCACAUGAAGUCAACUUCUGUAAAGGCCUCAAAGAAGGUUAUAAGUGUAUUAAAUGUGAUAGGUUUUUACCAAAACGGAGUAUGUAUGAGGCACACAUGAGAGACCAUAGAGAACAUUUGGAGGUUGAGCUGCCAGAAAACAUAUUUCAAUGUGCCAAAUGUUACAAACUUUUUAAAACAAAAUUAUGUUUAACGGAACAUAUGGCUGAACAUGAAGCUUUAAAGAAGAAUUAUGUGUGUGAAAGCUGUGGUCGUGUAUUCACAAGGCAGGACUACUUGCACAAGCACAGAUUAACUCACACCGGCACAAAACAGCAUGCAUGCCCUCAUUGUGGCUACAGAACUGCACAGAGGUCAUCACUCACUGUACAUAUAAGGUAUUUAGAAGAUAAGGAUAAACAGCCAUUUGCACACACAUCCAUAAACAUUUUCAUUAGUUUAAAACAACAUUAGUGAUACAAAUUUAGAUAUUCAUUAAAGCUUAAAAUUUACAAUAAACCUUAAUGGAUGUUUGUGCAAACUGU